UUCACAGCGGAAACUCAAAAAAUUUUCAAAAAUCCACAAAAAUGGAGAGUUGUCGAUGUUGUUGUGAGGAAAAAAAUGAAUUGCUGGACAUGAAAACGACAAAAGAUGACAAAACUCAAAAAUUCGUUGUCGAUUGUUUCGUGUCAAUUACAAAAUUGUCCCUUCAAGAAGUUGAGAUCAACACAAAAAUCUGCCAAAAAUGCCACAGUGAAUUACUUCAAGCCUUCCAUUUCCAACAAAAUGCGUUAAUGGCUCAUUUUAGACUGAAAAACGCGUGGAUGCCUGAUUUAAAGCCCGAUUUCGAAGAGUUACAAAUUAAAAUUGAAGUUCCCAAAGAUGAAAUUAUCGCUGAAUCGCCGAAAAUUCUGCAGUUCAAGGCACGGAAGAAACGAAAACCUUCCUCGGAGACCCUCGAAUGUCGCCUGAAAUGUGAUCAUUGCAGCAAAACUUUCGAAACAAAACGAUAUCUCACGAAUCAUUUGCUGCGGAAGCACUUUAACAACAUGAAAAGUCACUUGUGCGACAAUUGCGGACUGAGAUUUUUGGGAAUUUCUGAGCUGCGGAACCAUAUAAGGGCAACGCACACCAACGAGCUUCCAUAUUCUUGUCAUUUGUGUCCCCGGUCGUAUCGAUCGUUGCAGAGCCUGAAAGUGCAUCUUACGAGUCAUUCAGACGUUCGAGCUUUUGUCUGUGAAACCUGCAGCUCGUCAUUCAAGACGCGCGGAGCCCUUUUCAACCAUCGCAGACUUCAUCAAAUCACCAACGACCCGUUCAUUUGCGAAAUUUGCUCCUCCAAAUUCACCACCAAGCUGUACUACGAGAAGCAUUUGCGCUCGCAUUCCAUUGAGGAGACCGUGCGAUGUCCCGUUUGCAACAAAUGCUUCAAAAAUCAGUCGAUUCUGAAGCUUCAUGCACGAACGCACACCGGCGAGAUGUUUCGAUGUAACGCUUGCCCCAAGGAGUACAAUACAAAGGAGAAAUUAUCAAAACAUUUUUUAUGCAGUCACAGCGGCCAAGAGAAAAAAUUCAAAUGUCACCUAUGCUCAUCUGCCUUUUACGUGAAUCACAAACUGAAUCGACAUCUGAGAAAUGUCCACAAAGUCGAAGUUACUGUUGAUCAGCGAAAAAUAAAAAAAUAUUGAGUUUCC
This is a messenger RNA of Culicoides brevitarsis, 1148 nucleotides long. RefSeq names its product gastrula zinc finger protein XlCGF17.1-like. Gene Ontology annotation, cellular component: nucleus. The record is from RefSeq and is a predicted model, not a curated record. Gene Ontology annotation, molecular function: zinc ion binding; DNA-binding transcription factor activity; RNA polymerase II cis-regulatory region sequence-specific DNA binding. NCBI's taxonomy places the organism in Eukaryota, Metazoa, Arthropoda, Insecta, Diptera, Ceratopogonidae. Gene Ontology annotation, biological process: regulation of transcription by RNA polymerase II. The coding region runs from base 42 to 1142 and encodes 366 amino acids. The transcript is spliced from 2 exons.